UGCGUCACUGCUGUCAAGAGUACUUCCGGUUUCGGUAUUUCACGUGGUAUUGGUGGUUUUGAAUGAAUGAAAUGUGAUUUCCUCGCAACAUCUCUUCGUUAAACAUUGUUUACUUGACACAAUGAGCGCCCAGGGAGAACCAACUUCAGCAAGCGAAGCUGUAUUUAAGAAAUCUGGUGAUCUUCCUGUCGAGGAACGGAUCGUAGUUGAGGGAUAUGAUUUCAAUGGAGGAAUCAACUACGAGAAAAUCCUUGGAAGCUACAUACGGACCGGCUUUCAAGCUACGCACUUCGGUCGAGCGGUACAUGAAAUAAACUCCAUGCUUGAAAGCCGAAAGAUACCUCUCACAGAGGAUCAGCGUGAUGUUUACGAAACCGAUGAAUUCGUCCGCAGGAAAUAUGGGUGCACGAUCUUCUUAGGAUACACGUCCAACAUGGCUUCUGCAGGAAUUCGAGACAUCAUCAGGUUCCUCGUUGAAAACAAACUGGUUGACUGUGUAGUGACAACAGCGGGUGGUGUUGAGGAAGAUCUCAUCAAAUGCAUGGCACCAACCUUUGUGGGCGACUUCAGCUUAAAGGGCAGUUUGCUUCGUGACCUCGCCAUUAAUCGAAUUGGCAAUCUCCUUGCCCCGAAUGACAACUACUGUCAUUUCGAGGACUGGUUCAUCCCAGUCCUGAAUGAAAUGCUCGACGAGCAGAAACAUCAGAACAAAAUCUGGUCACCGUCAGCGAUGAUCGAGCGAUUUGGGAUCAAAAUAAACGACCCUCGCUCCAUAUGCUAUUGGGCCGCCAAAAACAAGAUACCCAUUUUCUGCCCGGCUCUGACGGAUGGCUCGAUGGGAGACAUGAUCUACUUCCAUUCGUUCCGCAACCCAGGCCUGAUCGUCGACAUAGCGCAAGACAUACGCAGGGUCAAUACCAUGGCGGUGAAAGCCGUCAAGUCCGGAGUGGUGAUCAUUGGCGGUGGGGUUGUGAAGCAUCACGUGUGCAACGCCAACUUGAUGCGGAACGGAGCAGAUUACGCUGUGUACAUCAACACGGGGAGCGAAUACGACGGAAGCGACUCUGGGGCUUCGCCGGACGAGGCGGUCUCGUGGGGAAAGAUCCGUCGUGAGGCGAAGCCCGUCAAAGUAACAGCCGACGCAACUUUAGUAUUCCCCCUCCUUGUGGCGCAGACUUUUGCAAAGUACCACAACGAUGUGGUGCGAAGUAAUAGCGAAGGGUAGGGCGACGUUGGGGGAAUGUUUUUUUGUCUCGGGUGUACCUCUGAUGGUGCACUGAACUAUGAUAGCGUCAAAAUAUAUAAAGCAGUCUCAGAUUAUAACUUGAAACUCGA
This is a messenger RNA of Ornithodoros turicata, 1335 nucleotides long. Its product is annotated as probable deoxyhypusine synthase. Lineage: Eukaryota; Metazoa; Arthropoda; Arachnida; Ixodida; Argasidae. Gene Ontology annotation, biological process: peptidyl-hypusine biosynthetic process. Gene Ontology annotation, cellular component: cytoplasm. The transcript is spliced from 3 exons. The record is from RefSeq and is a predicted model, not a curated record. The coding region runs from base 122 to 1225 and encodes 367 amino acids. Gene Ontology annotation, molecular function: deoxyhypusine synthase activity.